Pseudomyrmex gracilis is the source of this 2621-nucleotide messenger RNA. It is a transcript of the gene Ythdc1, whose product is annotated as YTH domain-containing protein 1. The record is from RefSeq and is a predicted model, not a curated record. Bases 609 to 1958 code for a protein of 449 amino acids. Gene Ontology annotation, biological process: regulation of alternative mRNA splicing, via spliceosome; mRNA splicing, via spliceosome. Gene Ontology annotation, cellular component: nucleoplasm. Gene Ontology annotation, molecular function: mRNA binding; N6-methyladenosine-containing RNA reader activity. The transcript has 7 exons. Lineage: Eukaryota; Metazoa; Arthropoda; Insecta; Hymenoptera; Formicidae.
AAGCUCAUUGCCCAUUCGGAAACGUUGUUCAAAGGUGAAGUGCGACAGUGCUGUUCGGAAAUAUUAUUUGGGGAUGCACCUCGGGAGGAAAAUUUUCCACCCUGGGAUACGUUCCAAACCCUGCCUUGGUUAUCAAAAUAUACUAUAUUUCACGUCACGUGUACUAUAGUUUUUGAUUACCAUAGAUAGUAUUUUAGGAACGUAUCUCAGCUUAGGAAGCAUAUAGCGAUGAAUUACGGAUUCGCGUUCUCUUGUGUUGUGAUUCUUUCCGCCAUAUUUACGAUAUAUUCCACCUCUACUCGCUAUUGAUUCUGUACACGUCACACAAUGGCGCUAUGAUUUAGCGCAAAAGAUCUCUCCGCGAGAACGAUUGUGUUUACAGUUAUUUAUUUGCAGUUCAUUCUCCAUUAAAUUGCAAUUAAUUGCAAUUCCGUAUAUUAGAAUUUGGAAUGUGCGUGCGUCGCAGGCCGUGCUGUGUGUGAAAAACCGCAUCGGACGAUCCCCGAGCGUGCUACUCUCCUGUGUGAAGUGUGUCAGUGAAGGGACCGUAUAAGUAAGGUGUCACGCGGACGCCUGAUCCGGAACCGAGUGACAGUCCCGGUUAAGCAAUGGGGAGCAACACAGACGGCGACAACAUGAAUCUGAGCGAGAACGAUAACGGCGACGAGUUAAGAAUCGCCGCGGACGAGACGUACGACACCAGGAGCGAAGUGUCGUCGAGUAGUUCCAAUUCUGACUCCAGCCAUCCUACUAUUAGUUCUGUCUCCAGCAAGUCCUCCCGAAGUGACAGCAAACAUAGCCGAAGAAACAGGAACAACAAACGAAGCAGAUCAAGAGACACCAAGUCGUCCAGUCCAGAAGUGAAGCGAGCUAGAUCCAAGGAGAGCAAAGGCACCAUCAAGACUUAUGACUACACCACCAAGUUGAAUUACUUGUUUAGAGAUGCAAGAUUUUUCAUCAUCAAGUCCAACAAUGCAGAGAAUGUGACAUUGUCCAAGGCCAAGGGAGUGUGGAGCACUCUUCCGCAAAAUGAAGCAAAUCUGAAUCAAGCUUACAGAGAAUCGCGAAAUGUAUUGUUGGUGUUUUCUGUGAAGGAAUCGGGAAAAUUUGCUGGUUUUGCAAGACUCAGUACAGAAUCGAGAAGAGAUGCUAGUCCAAUUUCUUGGGUUUUGCCUCCUGGUUUGUCUGCAAAAGCUUUGGGAGGUGUAUUUAAGGUUGAUUGGAUUUGUAGAAAGGAACUACCGUUCACGGCCACGUUACAUUUGUACAACCCUUGGAACGAUGGCAAACAAGUUAAAAUUGGCCGAGAUGGUCAGGAAAUAGAACCCAGAGUUGCCGAGGAAUUGUGCAGAUUAUUUCCGGAAGAUGAAGGAAUCGAAAUGACACCUAUUUUGCGAAAAUCGAAAGAGGCAGGAAAAAACAAAACGAAAUUCUCGCGUUAUCGCGCCAAAAAGCCGAUAAGCAGUUCUCGAUUCUUGCGGAGAAGCGGACGAGGACGCAGGUUGUUUCUGACUUCGAGAUCACGCUUAGCCUCGUUGGCCCGAAGUUCGCACGGCACGGGUGAUCACAGGAGUUCUAGGGACAGUUCUCAUCGGUACGCGCCAUGGAUCAUUCGAGGAAGUUCGCCUUAUACGAAAGGUUACGGAUCUAGUGGACUAGGUGUAGCUGCAGUUGCGGAGGCUUACGUCGCGGAUUACAUGCGUACUAUGCAACAUCAGUUGCCCCCGUUGCCGCCUUACGGUCCUUACGACGCUUUAGCACCACCACCACCUCCUCCUCCAAGAUAUUACGACGGUUUGCCGUUACCUCCGGAUUAUAGCGCGACUACGUCAGCUUUGGAUAAGCGUAAUUACGAGAGAAGCGUCGAUGAAUUUCUAUGGAGAACAACCAGUCGUCACAGUCGACACAGCGAACAUCGUUCUUCUCGCGAUCAUCACAGAUAUAGAGAUCGCAGAUAAGAAUCGAGUUCAUGCCGUAACACUUAUCGACACCCAUCGAUUUCCAGAUCGUGCUUCAUCGUCGAUAAAAAUAAAUUUAAGCGGAAUAAACUAUUGUAACAAAUUGUUCAUUAGAUAUCUUGACUUAAAUUGAAAAAUCUUGAUGAUCUAUCAUGAUUUGCUGCAAUUACUUAAAACAAAAAUUUAUAUUACAAAAAAAUAAAGUUCUAUAUAAAUUAAAUUCCUAUAUUGAAAACUAGACUAUACAUUAAAUUAAAUUAUACUGAAAAUAUAUUAUAAAUAAACAAUUUUGACUUAAUCUUAAAUAAGAUGUCAGAAUUUAUGUGGUGUAAUCUUCUUCCUGGAAGUCAUUAAAUUUCUAAACACUCUUCGUUUUUGGGAAUCGACGGGUACAACGUUAUAAAAAACAUUUGCAAUCAUGCCACUUAAUCAUCAUUAACCCGUGUAGUGUAAUCCUGAAAAAAACAUAUUCUUUCUAUUAUAAAGCACUCAGAUUAAUUAAGUUUUGUACUCUAUUAGAUAUUUGUACUCCAAUAUACUUUCUCAGUGGUUUUUCAACAUCUUUUGCAGUCACACGAAUAAAAUGCAAUAAUAUCGAGACGUUUCGCUGUUCAAUCGGAGAAAGAUAUACAAAUAUACAUAAUAAAAAAUGAUCUCUUUCUA